Stegodyphus dumicola is the source of this 1589-nucleotide messenger RNA. Its product is annotated as alanine aminotransferase 2-like. Lineage: Eukaryota; Metazoa; Arthropoda; Arachnida; Araneae; Eresidae. Gene Ontology annotation, biological process: biosynthetic process. Gene Ontology annotation, molecular function: transaminase activity; pyridoxal phosphate binding. The record is from RefSeq and is a predicted model, not a curated record.
UGCUGUGAAACCAUUUUCUGAAGUUAUCCGAGCAGAUGUCAACGAUAAUCAAGCUAUGGGGCAGAAACCAGUCACUUUCAUUCGACAAGUCAUGGCAGUUUGCGCAUAUCCUCCUCUUUUGAACGAUAGCUUUAUUCCCAGUGAUGUGAAGGCACGAGCUAACAGUAUCUUAGACGAAUGCGGAGGCAGAAGUGCAGGAGCAUACACGUACAGUGAAGGCAUAGACCUUAUUCGAGAACACAUUGCCCAAUACCUGCAAAGAAGAGAUGGAGUCCAAGCUUCAGCCGAAAAUGUCAUAUUGACUGCUGGGGCCAGUGAAGCAUUGAGGUCGAUUUUGAACGUUCUGAAUUCUCCUAAUGAUGGCAACAGAAUUGGUGUGAUGGUACCAGUCCCAAGAGAUCCCUCUUUCACUUCACUUCUGAAUGAAUUUGGUAUGGUUGAGAUUGAUUACUUUUUGGAAGAAGAUCAAGAAUGGUCCAUUAGUUUAAAUGAACUCUCGUCUGCGCUGGAAGCAGCCAGUCGUUACUGUAUUCCCAGAGCAAUUUUAGUCAUUAAUCCUGGCAAUCCUACAGGUUCCGUACUGAAUUCUAACACCAUGGAAGAAAUCAUUCAGUUUGCUGUUCGUCAGAAAUUAGUCUUACUGGCUGAUGAGAGUUACCAGUUUAAUGCAUUUGGACAAGGUUGUUUCUUCCAGUCAUUCAAGAAAACAAUGAUGCUAAUGAGUGAACCUUUCAAACAUUUAGAACUUGUUAGUAUCAUGUCUGGUUCAACUGGUAUCCUUGGAGAAUGCGGAUUACGUUGCGGUUGUUGCGAACUGAUGAAUAUCCGUGAAGAUGUUAUUAGCGUUUACAAGAAGUCUAUAUGCGUGAAAAUGUGCCCAUCUGUUAUGGGUCAGAUUGCAUUAGACUGUAUGAUUUUUCCACCCGAACCACAUGAGCCGUCAUAUCCAGGCUUCAUACAGGAAUGUAGAGAUAUAAUGCAGUCACUGUACGAGAAGGCAACUAUUGCUAUUAAUGCAUUGAAUGAAAUAGAUGGCAUACAGUGCAACAAUUACACUGGCUCUACAUUUGUUUUCCCUAAGAUUUAUAUUCCAGAAAAAGCUGUGAUAGAAGCAAAGGCCAAGGGACAAACUCCUGAUACAUUUUAUGCCAUGCAGUUACUGGAAGAAACAGGGAUAUGUUCAGUACCUGGAGCAUUGUAUGGUCAAAUUCCUGGAACUUACCAUUUACGGUUAACAAUAUUACCAGAAAAAGAAAAAAUACAGAAAAUGGCUGAAAUGAUACGAAGAUUCCAUACUUGUUUUAUACAAAAAUACAGCUGAAAACAAUUUUACUGCAGUUUGAUUUUGUUCUGAGUACCAAUCAUGUUCAAAUAUUAAAAGAAACUUGAGAAAACUUUAAACCUUCAGUGAUUUCAAAUUCCCUCAUUUUAAAUAUAUAUCUAUUUAAAUAGAUUCAAGGAGAGCCAAAAGAUAUUCAUUUCCCUACAGUAUACUAUCUUUUCAAUGUAGUAUGGACUGCAAAGAGAAAUAAUAUCAGUGUAAACAAAUUGUAAAUAAUGUAUUAAAACACUGGAUACUUUUUCUUUUU